This is a messenger RNA of Lolium perenne, 1461 nucleotides long. RefSeq lists its product as uncharacterized. The record is from RefSeq and is a predicted model, not a curated record. NCBI's taxonomy places the organism in Eukaryota, Viridiplantae, Streptophyta, Magnoliopsida, Poales, Poaceae. Gene Ontology annotation, molecular function: protein binding.
UUCUGGUUCGCCCUGCUGUCGCGUUCUCUUUUUUUCGCCUAAACCUCUUCGCAAGAAAGCAACUUUCGAUCCCUACUUUUGCCCCAAAUUCUCUCGAUCGAAAGCAAGCAGCAAUGGCAGGGCUGUCUCUGCGAUGCGGCGACUGCGGCGUGCAGCUGCGGAGCGUAGAGGAGGCGCAGGCGCACGCCGAGGCCACCUCCCACACCAACUUCGCGGAGUCCGACGAAGCUGUCCUCAACCUCAUCUGCGCCGGCUGCGGCAAGCCCUGUCGCUCCCAGACCGAAGUGGACCUGCACACCAAGCGCACGGGUCACGCGGAGUUCACUGACAAGACCAUGGAGGCGGCCAAGCCCAUCGAUCUUGAGGCGCCGCUGAAGCCGGUCUCAGGGGCCAUGGAUGUGGAUGCAUCCGGAAGUGGGGAGUCGCAAGCAGAGAUGGUGGGGCCGGAGGUGAACAAGGAGAUGCUUGCCGACCUCCAAUCGAUGGGGUUUUCGAUGGGGCGCGCCACUAGGGCGCUUCACUUCUCCGGUAAUAGCACCAUCGAAGGUGUCAUUAACUGGCUUUCUGAGCACCAGGAGGAUCCUGAUAUUGAUGAAAUGCCUAUGGUGCCAGCCACUUCGAACGCCAAAGCUAACAAACCCUCUCUUACUCCGGAGGAAAAGAAGAUUAAAGCACAGGAACUAAGGGAGCGUGCUCGCAAAAAGAAAGAAGAAGAAGAGAAAAGGAUGGAGAGAGAAAGGGAGAAGGAACGUAUAAGAAUUGGUAAGGAGCUUCUUGAAGCUAAAAGAAUGGAGGAGGUGAAUGAAAGGAAACGCAUCAUAGAAUUGAGAAGGCUUGAGAAGGAAGAAGAGAGAAGGGCCAGAGAAAAGAUUCUCCAGAAACUGGAAGAGGACAAGGCUGAACGGAGAAGAAAACUUGGAUUGCCUGCCGAAGUCCCAUCUGCAUCCAAGCCAAGUGCAGCACCGCCUGUUGAAGAGAAGAAGAGUGCAUUACCUGUCAGACCAGCCACAAAAGCAGAGCAGAUGAGGGAUUGCUUACGAAAUAUUAAGCAGCAAAACAAGGAGGAGGAUGCUAAAGUGAAGAGGGCUUUUCAAACACUCCUUACCUACAUUGGAAACGUGGUAAAAAGUCCCGAAGAGGACAAGUUUAGAAAUAUCAGACUCAGCAAUGCUACGUUUCAGGAGAGGGUUGGAAAUCUUGGGGGCAUACAGUUCCUUGAGCUGUGUGGAUUUGAGAAACUUGAAGACAAUGAGUUCUUGUUUUUGGCAAGGAACAAGGUUGACAAGGCGAUCUUGAAUACAGCUGGUGCCGAGCUGAACUCUGCCAUCACAAAUCCUUUCUUUGGAGUCCUUUGAAUCAUGAAAUUUUCCGGCGUGCAACUUGAAACGUUUACACAAAGAAUUUGUAGAUAUAUUUAUUAUGCCAUAUUAUUGCUAAGUGAAUCUCCCAUUCGUACUGCAA